This is a messenger RNA of Anopheles funestus (African malaria mosquito), 7528 nucleotides long. RefSeq lists its product as uncharacterized. The coding region runs from base 1 to 1800 and encodes 599 amino acids. The transcript has 7 exons. The record is from RefSeq and is a predicted model, not a curated record. Lineage: Eukaryota; Metazoa; Arthropoda; Insecta; Diptera; Culicidae.
AUGCUGUACCUGAAAAGAUCGCUCAAAGGGGAAGCAUUAAAAGUGAUAGAUGCAUUACCGGUUUGCAAUGCGAAUUACGAUGUGGCGUGGGCUGCUUUGAAUAAGCGUUAUGCCAAUGAGUAUAUUUUGAAAAAGCGCCACGUAAAUGCGAUGUUGCUAUGGCCACAGAUGAAGACAGCAAACAAUGAGAACAUCCAUGGGCUGAUCGAAUGUUUCGAGCGCAAUCUGAAGAUUUUGCAACAUCUUGGUGAAAGCACCGACCAGUGGGGUAUUCUGUUGGCACAAAUUAUUAUUUCCAAGCUGGACCUAAGCACGCAACAAAAAUGGGAACGGCGUGUGGAAGAGAGCAAUGAGAAUUCGGUGGGCGACUUAUUGAACUUUUUGCGAGCCCAGACGCGCAUCAUGGACGCUGUUGCUGUCGAUAAACCUAAGGCGACGGGCAAAGUCGUCAGUGAACGUCGUGUUGCGUCGAAUGUGGCGGUGGAAGCCAAAUGCAUAAAGUGUGGUGGGUCGCACCUGAUAGACAAUUGUGAUGCUUUCCGAUCUGAAUUUUACGCUGAUUACUUGAAGCCAGAUAGCCGCGGAAUAUUGCGUGCCGAUUUUGGAACUGCACUUCCAACAUUCAUCCACACGGUAUUCGGAUGGGUAGCCGUGGGACAAGUGCAUACGAAGAAUCCGCAAACCAAGAGUGAAUGUCAGCAAUUGCAUGUCAAUGAACAUCACCGUUCACAACACUGGCUGCAUCAAUUGGCGGAUGAUGACGGGAGUAAGUUUCCUUUAGCCAAGCAAGCGCUGAAAGAGGAUUUUUACGUCGACGAUUACAUCGGUGGGGCUUCGUCGGUGGAGGAGGCAGCCAGGUUGCAGGUUGAGUUAACAAUGCUUUUGAGAUCUGGUGGAUUCUACCUCACAAAGUGGAACUGCAAUAGGGCAGAAGUGCUGAAUAAUGUUCCAGCGGAAGAAAAGGCGACUUCCAAAGUCAAAAGGUUUGAGGUUCCGGAGGAACCAGUAAAGACACUGGGCAUUGCAUGGUUGACGGAAUCGGACCAGCUCUACAUUGAUUCAACCAUUGGGAUGAGCAACGAGAAUUGGACGCGCAGAACGAUUUAUUCCCUGGUGGCGCGCAUAUAUGAUCCGCUUGGGCUAGUGGCACCUGUUACGGCUUGGGCCAAAAUAAAUAUGCAGAUACUCUGGUUAGCAACUGGUGGUUGGGAUGAAGAAAUACCGGCUGAGUUGCAGGAACGAUGGUGCGUUUUUCGAUCUCAAUUAGCGCUGUUAAAGGACGUCAAAUUCUCGCGUCACGCAGUUGUAGCAAAUCCUGUAGGUUUACAACUGCAUUGCUUUUCAGACGCAUCGGAGGCGGCCUAUGGAGCGUGCGUCUAUAUACGGUCGAUUGAAAACGAUGGAAGUGUUCGAGUUGAAUUGCUCGCCGCCAAGUCACGUCCUGCACCUCUCAAAAGGAUUACUUUGGCGAGAUUGGAGCUUUGUGGAGCCCUGAUGGCUGCCAGAUUGCAAAAGGUUGUACGACAAGCGAUAAGACACCAAGCAGUGGAGACAUUCAUGUGGACGGAUGCUACAAUAGUGUUACACUGGAUCCGGGCACCUUCGUAUUCAUGGGCCACUUAUGUAGCGAAUAGAGUGUCUGAAAUUCAGGAUUUGACACAUGGCUAUAAAUGGAUGCACGUGAAGGGUAUCGACAAUCCGGCAGAUAUUGUCUCACGUGGUGCACUGCCCAAGGAAUUGUUAUCAUCGACAUUGUGGUUCCAUGGUCCGUCCUGGUUGCAGCAUCCAGAAGAUGAAUGACAUGUUCAUAGCGAUAUAGUUGCUCCUGAAGAGGAGUUAUUGGAGCGUCGCAAACAGGCGGUAGUGUUUUCGAUACAUGCGGAAAAGGAUGAUUGGUGUGAUAGAUUCUCUACCUUUGAGCGUCUAUUGCGGGUUACUGCCUAUUGUUUGCGGUUCAUCAAUCGCUGUCGGCGGAUGUCAAAUCGCCAUGACAGGGGCGUUUUAUCGUUAGGCGAGCUUACGGAAGCAAAACUAAUGCUAGUAAAAAGGGAGCAGCGAAUCUAUUUUGCUAAUGAUAUAAAGGAGUUGCAGAGCGGUCAACCGUUGCGAUCGAAAUCAUCGCUGAAAACAUUAGGAGCUUUUUUGGAUCCCGAUGGUUUACUCCGAGUUGGUGGCCGCUUGAGCCGUGCCAGGUAUAUGACGCAACAAAAUUAUAAGCAUCCUUUAGCGAUAUCAAAGAAGUCUCGCUUAGCCAGGCUUAUAGCCGAAUAUUAUCAUCGCACCACAUUACAUGGCGGGCCAACAAUGACGCUCAGUGCGAUGCGUCGGGAAUACUGGGCCAUUCAAGGACGUUCGUUGGUUAAUAGUGUAUGUCGGAGUUGUUCAGCUUGCUACAGGAUGAAUCCGCCGUUAGUGCAGCAGCCACCUGGACAGUUGCCGAUUUCGCGUAUGACGCCAUCUCGGCCGUUCUCGAUUGUAGGCGUUGAUUUUUGUGGGCCCAUCUAUCUCAAACCGGUCCAUCGUCGAGCUGCAGCUGAGAAAGCCUACAUAGCAAUUUUUGUUUGUUUUGCUGUCAAAGCCGUCCACAUCGAGUUGGUGGAAUCAUUGUCCACGGAAGCGUUUCUGGCUUCGUUUCGUCGUUUUGUUUCAAGGCGAGGAAUGCCCAACGACGUUUACUCUGACAACGGGCUGAACUUCCAAGGAGGACGCAAAGUUAUCGACGAGUACUUUGCUAUGCUGCAUCAGGAUUCGUCAAUCGAGCGUAUUGCAAAUUAUGCAGUCGAUGUUGGAGUGAAAUGGCACUUCAGUCCACCAUAUGCACCAAACUUUGGCGGGCUUUGGGAGGCUGCAGUUAAGGCUACUAAACGGGUGCUACUGAAGGUGAUAGGCAGUCGUCAAUUGUCCUAUGGUGAGAUGGCGACAAUGUUGGCGCAAGUGGAGGCCCAGCUGAACAGCCGACCGUUGACACCUUUAUCGGAGGACCCUGAGGAACUUGACGUUUUGACUCCGGGUCAUUUUCUAAUUGGAAAACCUAUUAAUGCGUUACCGGAACCAGAUGUGGUUGACAUACCAACGAAUAGGCUGCGCGGUUAUCAAGCGAUUAGGCAACUGAUUCAAAAUCAUUGGCAACGUUGGCGAACCGAAUAUUUUGUUGAAUUACACAACGAAUAUCAGCGCAGAAAGGCAUCAAUUCCGUUAAAAGUUGGCCAAAUGGUUUUGUUAAAAGAGGAUACGAAAACGCCUCACUAUUGGCCUUUAGGACGCAUAAUAGAGGUUUUUCCGGGACCCGAUGGGAUCGUUCGGGUAGUAAACGUUCGAACCAAGGCAGGGAUCUAUAAAAGACCAGCUAGUAAGAUAAGUUUGUUGCCAUUUGAAAGGAUAAGGUAAAUUUGAUAAAUUUAGGUGGCCGCUAUGUUGAGUUAUGAAUUAUAGGUUAACUGACAAUUUGAAUUACUGUCACCGAAGUGGCUAAUGAAGUUUUUGGCAGCACUGUUUCCACAGUGCAUACGUUUUUUAGUCAGUCGCGUACAAGGAGAGCAAGGAAUAGGACGUGAUUUUGAAAGGAAUAAAAUACACAACGUAGGGCAAUAUCAACGUCUUAUAAUUUACACUACACAAGAAAGAACGCAACAGUUACUUAUUAGUGGAUAUUUAAUAUUCUAAUCGGUUGAUCAGUUCUUGGUUGAACACCCUUUAGUCACCAAUUUCUUGCCAGGUGGUAAUAAACCCUAAUAGAAAUAAGAAAAAAAAAUGUAAUAAAUAUUUCUAGAAAGUAUUCAGAGAAGUAUGUUGAGAAUCACCGCUUCGCAAGCGUGAAAGUUAAAAUAUUUUUAAGAUGCUAUAAUUUCAAUCUAAAGCGAUCUGAACGACAGCUGAUCGAUCAGUUGUAGAAAUCAACACAAAGCUUCCGCACAUAUCGUUCCCACACUUGCACAAGUGUUGAGUUGCUAGUUGGAGUUCAGUUUUUAACAUUAGCUUGCCAGUUGAUCAUUGUGUCCCUUGGUAUAUGUAAAACAAAAUUAAAACCAUAGGAAACUUUACAACAAAUCAUUUGUGAUUUAGUUUUCAGUUAUCAGGGACAAGGUAACAAGUUGGUAAAGAAACGACAACAAAAAUGAAGGAUACGCUAUGCAGAUUGUGCCUGUGUGUUUUGGAUCCGGAUGAUGAUGAUGGUGGCUACUCAGUAUUGAAUGAUCGCUUUCGGACGGCUCUUGAGAAUGUAUUUACAUUUAAGAUAAGUUUAGAAAUGGAUUUGCCUGUGCAGGCUUGUAAACAAUGUUCGUGGAACGUACUGGACUUUCAAAGCUUCAGCGAAUUAGUUAAAAAAAAUCAGGAACAACUGGAGAAAGCAUUACUGAACGUGGAAAACAAUUCUGCCGGAGAUGAUACUGGAACAUGCGAACAUAUCAAUGAGGGGAACGUUGAAAGUAAUUUUGAAACAUUAAACUCAUCCCAAAUAUCUGACGAAAACAAUACUAUUAACGCAAACACUACAACGACAGAUAAUGAAAUUUGCUUGGAUGAUGUAAAAGUAAAGUAUGAAAUCCAUCCCGAUCAUGCAAGCUUAAGAAUGCUAGAAGAAAGUGCUGACAAAUUAUGUCCGGAUAUGGUUUGCGAAGAGUAUAUAAUUACUUCGGGUGAAACAGAGAAUUCGAACUACGCAACAAUGCAAACAGCCGUUGAACAAAAUAUUCUUUAUGACAAGGAUCGAUCUACUACAGUCGAAGAUGAAAACGACAUUUCUGAUACAGAUGAACAGCGUGUCGUAAAGAAGCAAAAAAUAUGUACCCGGGAAUGUGCAUCUGUGAUGGAAAACGAUUUAGUAAGUGAUCCAUCAUCAAACGUCGGUGUGAACAAUCCAAAAGAGACCUUGCCUGUUUUAAUUGAACAAGCCUAUGGAAUAUAUUCUUGUGAGCUAUGCGAGAAAAAAUGUGCAUCCAAGUGGCUGUUAGAAUAUCAUAAGCAAGAACAUGUAAUAUUGAAAUGCCCAUUCUGCCAAAAAUCUUUACCCGCAAAGACGUUACAUGCACAUAUUGCAACCCACCAGGACGCGUAUAGCUGCAAUACGUGCAAUAAAAAGUUUAUAAACCAGCGACAGUUUCGAUACCAUAUUAAGAAUGAUUGUACGAAGCGCUCUCUCUCACGCUGAUGCAUAGAUCGCUGAUAUUUUUUGUUAUAUGGACAUUUUAUUAUUUAUCAUUAUUUAUUUAUCAAAAACCGAUGUUCUGUGUGGAAGCAUUAAAGUAGUGUAACUAGCAAGUAGUUGAUACUCAAGGAUUAAUUAAACCUGCGGCGUGGAGCGAAGAACGUGAUCAAAUGAUCGAGAUAACGCAAGGUGUAUUUUGAAUAAUCAAUGUACAGAUUAACGAGGCAGAAAUGGAAUUUUGUCAAUGAUAUUUAAUAAAGUUCGUGGUUUUAGAACACAAUAGGCUCAAUAGUUCUUUGUCGUGUCCCAUGGCAAACAGUGCAAUUGGCAUAGGCUUAAGGCAAAAUAAGCCAAAUGUGGAAACGAUUUCCACAUUAGUAUGUACUAGAACGGUGCUUCUAAAUUAUUCCUUCUUGACAUAACAAACUACAAAAUGGCAUACUAGACAUGUGUAUAUCACGUAACCCAAUAAUCAAUCGUUGAUAUGUGGAAACGAUCCGGAAGAAAUGUUGUUCCUGGUUCCAUCAUGUGAUAGAUCUAUCAAGAUUUUCUUUCAAGUAUAUAAUUUCGCGUAUAAUCAAACCACCUAAUUUCCCACAGCAAAACAGUUCGUGAGUAUCAUGCGAACAUCUUCUUAUGUACCAGUAGCGCUCUCUUUCGUAUUUUUUUGGUACUAGCACGGUAACUGUCAGAAUCCAACUGUCAAUCCAGGUAAACAUCAAAACAAACAAGUUCAUUGCUGUUUUCUAUUCCGCGUACACGCCAAACGCGGGAACGAGCUGCAAUUUUAUCAUAAUCUAUGUGAUAAUUACACGUUAGUUGCAUAAAGUCAAUGUAUUAGGGUAGUUUUUUGCGUUGUUAACACGGUGAACAUGUACCGACCGAAAAAUAGUGCUGAAUAGGCCAAUUAAAACGUUCAACUAUUGCUUGCCCCAGAAGUACAGUCCAAGUUUAAUUGUAUUCCCAAACUAAAUAGACAUCAAGAAACAGAAAAUUUGACCGAAGAAAUGUGUGAACGGAUAUGUAGAUUAUGUUUAAAAACCCUGGAUACGGACGAUCCUGACGUUCGCUCUAUUUUAGAUGGAAUGGUUCAAAGAGCGCUUAAAAGUGUAUUUCCUUUCGAAGUACAGUUUAGGGACGAUUUGCCCAUGUAUACCUGCAAGCAGUGCUCGUGGAAUGUGCUGGACUUCCACAGUUACAGUGAGCUAGUGCAGAAAAAUCAGGAAAAAUUUAAUUGCAAAUAUUUGCCAGACAAUCAAUCGGCACAAAAUUACAACGAAAUGGAGAAGGAAAAUAUUGGCCUUAAUAACAAUCCAAAGGAGUUACCAUCGAGCCAGUCUGAAGGAUAUUUCGAUGAUGGUGAUAUAACAACUGUGAAGUGUAAAGCAGAACUAGACAGUAUCGCAGUGACGAAUGAAAUCCAUCCAGAUUUAAUGGAUUUUUCAUAUGGAAACUUUGAAGAAGAUAGUGCAAGCAUAACAUGUGGAAAUUACGAAAUUACUCCUUUUAUUUACGACGAUUCUACAGAAUGUUCGGAAAGUUUUAACAUUUGCAACAAAUUGAACAACACAUCUGUUGUAGAAAACAAAACCACUGGAAUUGAUAGUGCCAUCAACAAGCAAGAUGAUAAUAAGACUCAUGCAUUAGCAAGUAACAAAAUGAAAAUGAAAACAAAACAAAUAACAAAAGGUAAAUCCAAUACAACUUCGAAGCCGCUUGAGAGCAACAAAAGACUGACGUUAAAAACUAAAAAAGAAUAUUCUUGCGACAAAUGUGAGAAGAAAUUUAAAUUAAAACGACAGCUGAAACAGCACAAAUAUAGUCAUUGGGAUGAUACAUGUACAAUCUGUAAAAAAACAUUAAGACGUAUUAAUAUGAGUAGGCAUCUUGCGAUUCAUAAGAAAGGAAUACAUGGAAAACUUUAAGCAUGGCAUUGCAAUCGACACAUCCUACAUGGUUGAAGGAACAGAAGCUGCAGAAAAUUAAAUAAAAGGUCAAAAUUGACUUACACUUUUACAAACUGCACUGUGCCACAAUUCAAAAUUUAUAUUGUUACUCUAAACGUAGGUAAUGAAAUUUUGUAUAUUUUUAAGAAAUUACGUAAGCAGCAAUAGUUAUGUAAUGGGAGUCGGUACCAUGGUAACGGAGAACUACUGAACAAAGGUAGUAGAACCCAUCCAAAGGCCCAGGCCCAGGAAACUAGGCGUCAUAUCGUGGCAUUAUGUCGACAAAUAGGAAAGGGAAGAACCACAUUUCUAGGACCACCUAUGAUGUAUAUGCAACAGAAAAACUCAACCAAUUGUAUCGACAACGAUAUUUUACGAUUCAAAUCAUGAGCAAAUUUUGGUAAUAAAAUAGCGAUUAUUUAUAACAAAAUGCUUA